Molecule: messenger RNA, 1799 nt
Organism: Paramisgurnus dabryanus
Lineage: Eukaryota; Metazoa; Chordata; Actinopteri; Cypriniformes; Cobitidae
Source: RefSeq, a predicted model, not a curated record
GCAGCUCCCUGUUAGCGCGUUACCACUGACUGAUUUAGUGUCAUUUUUUACGUGAUUUCAGAAUGAAAUGAUGGAUAACUCUCAACAAUACAGUUACACGAAUCUCCCGCCACCUCCCUUUAAUAACCCAGCGGGUUUAGACAGCGGAGUUUAUACAGGACCACCCCCAGUACCUCCACCACCCGGACCUGGGAACACAUGGAGCAUGUAUCAGCACCCACCACCGACGACAGCACAGCAUCAGUGGCCACCUUUCCCACCAGUGAACCCUGGUGGACUGUAUCCAGCCUUUGACCCCAGCAGACCACCUCCAACCCUUGAACCACCUCAAUACAAUGACAAACAACAGUGGACUCAAAACCAGUGGACUCCCCCAAACUCCCAUUUCAGGGGACACUUCCCACCAAACCAACAUUCAUAUCAGUCCAACAUCAGACCAGACACCACCAGCAACCAGAACUACCUAACUAACAGACCCUGGUCAGAUGACUACCAGGACCAAGCCAGAAGCAUCCCAGCAUUAGAUGAAGAAUCAAGGCAGAGGUUGAGAGAUGAGCAGUGGCUUCAGAGUUUCCUGCUUCAGAGAGGAAAACAUCAACCACUCGAGCUGCCAAAGCCUAAACUUUCAAUUUCUCAGUUUAAAAAGAAGCUAUAUGGGAGUGUUCACAUGGUGUCCGAGUUAAAUGCAAUGUGUCAGAUGUUGAAGGAGAACUUGGAGAGCGAAAGUGUUUGGACUGAAAUGCUCUCAAGAGCCAAAGAGUUGAAGAACAUCAUACAGGAGAGUAUGACCGACCUGAAGGACCCUGAGCUUUUCUGCAACAUCCAGAGGAAACUGCUGCUGAUCAGUAAGAAAAGAGCAAGAGUAAGGAGAAGAAAGAUAGAGGAAAGAGAGGAGAAGCAGGAACAAGAGGCUAGAAGAGCUGAACGCAAGGCAGAGGUUGAUAAAUGGCAGAUUAAACGCAUUCAAGAAGUGGAGGAGAAAAACAGGGAGAAAGAGUUAAAACUGGCGGCCGACGCUGUGCUUUCAGAGGUCAGAAAGAAACAAGCAGAUUCCAAGAGAAUGCAGGACAUACUUAAAUCCCUGGAAAAGCUGAGAAAACUUCGGAAAGAGGCUGCCGCCAGAAGAGGCCUGUUCCCAGAAAAGGAGAGUGAUGUGAUAUUUGAGGGUCAUCUGGAGCGUCUAAGGAGCCUGAUCCAAAAACGCACAGCUGUCUACGCGGUAGAGGAGAAAGCUUUGAGGGUAAUGCUAGAGGGCGAGCAGGAGGAAGAGCGGAAACGUGAUCGGGAGAAACGUCAGAAAAAAGAAAAGGAGAAGCUGUUGCAGAAGAAGAAAGAGGUCGAGUCGAUGCUGUUUGGGGCUGAAUUACCACCCGAUCAUCCUCUUCAGCCCUUCCACGAUUACUACACACAGGCCGAGCGCUCCCUUCCUGCGCUAAUACAAAUAAGGAGGGAAUGGGAUCAGUUCCUGGUUCCCGCAGAACACCCGGACGGUAGCGCUGUUCCUCAGGGAUGGGUUCUCCCUGACCAGCCCGCUGAUGACAUCUGGGCUACGGCUCUGGAGAAAUAACACUGCUUUAACCAAAUGACUAUUAUUUCAUCUAGGAAAAUAACCUUGAAAUUGGAUUAGACUUCCUCACCAGCUCCAGGAGUUUUUAAUUUUGUAUAUAUUCGAUAUGAAGGAUGAUCAGAAGGCCAUCAUGUGGACUGCAAAGUUGAUUACAUCACUUUUUCAUCCUGUGAUCUGCUUAGGACGCCUGGACUUGCUCCGUUGUUUGUAAAUAAAAUCAGAUCGAUUCACA